This is a messenger RNA of Eucalyptus grandis, 2810 nucleotides long. Its product is annotated as disease resistance protein RPV1. The coding region runs from base 704 to 2707 and encodes 667 amino acids. Gene Ontology annotation, biological process: signal transduction; defense response. Gene Ontology annotation, molecular function: ADP binding. The record is from RefSeq and is a predicted model, not a curated record. The transcript has 4 exons. Lineage: Eukaryota; Viridiplantae; Streptophyta; Magnoliopsida; Myrtales; Myrtaceae.
CUCUCUCUCUCGGUCGCCUCAUCGCAGUCGCUCACCGCCUCGCCUCCAGCCCUCCCUCCUUAGCAGCCACGGCGUCGCCUUCAGCCCUCCAUCGCAGCAUCGCAGUCACGGUCCUUUGGGUCGCCUAGGUCUCUGUUCUUGCUAUGGCCCUCUGUUGCUCGCGGCGUCGCCUCCGCUCUCUCGCCCUCGCCUCCACCCUCGAUUCUCUCACUUCACACUUGCAAACUUGACCCACCAUGCCUCUCGCAAUUCCCGACUCGCGCUGUUAAGAAAGUUGACCAUGUGUCGGAACAUCCGACACAAUACGAGGCUCCGGAGAGUGCCCGUGCAUCCAUUAAGGGAAGAUCCCUCUAUGCCUUCUUUCUAGCCUCUUGAAAUUGUGAGUGAGAUCCAAAGGGAUAGACUGAUUAUAUUUCGUAAUCCUCGAACCGAAUCGUGUCCAUAGAGCCAGCCUUCUUAAUCUCUCUUUCUUGUUUUUGUUCCCAAGUUCCUGAUAUAUGGCCUCUUCCAAAAGGAAUUACAAUGUGUUCCUGAGUUUCAGAGGUACAGACAUCCGCAACAAUUUACUCAGUCAUCUCUAUGCAGAUCUUCUUUUCCCGGAGGUCUGGAGAAAGCUGCAAUCAAUAGGAUAGAUCGGAACGGGAUACACACUUUUAAGGAUAGCGAGGAGCUCCGGAAAGGAGAGGAAAUAUUGCCAACUCUUAUGACGGCGAUUGAGGAAUCGAGCAUCGCGAUCAUCAUUUUCUCUGAAGACUAUGCUUCCUCGCGGUGGUGUUUGGAAGAGUUGGUGAAGAUCAUGGAGUGCAAGACACAAAAGAACCUGAUUGUGUUGCCGGUGUUUUACAAAGUGGAACCAAGAGAAGUGAGACGGGCGAUGAAGGGUUAUGGGAGAGCUAUGGCUAUGCAUGAGUCCAAUGUCAGGAAGGAUACUGAGAUAGUGAAGAGAUGGAAGAAGGCUCUCUCCGAUGCCGGUAGCUUGUCUGGGUGGUAUUAUAAUAAUGAAGAUGAAGCGGAGUUCAUACGAGGCAUCGUCACACAAGUAUCAAGUCGUCUAGAGCCAACAACACCCUUAUAUAUUGCUAAGUAUCCAGUUGGAAUAAAUUCCCAAGUUCAAGAAGUGAUAUCACUGUCGCAAAAAGAGUGGGAUGGUGAUGAUGUUCUCAUGAUAGGUAUAUGGGGACCCGGAGGUAUAGGGAAGAUGACCAUUACUAAAGCCACAUAUAAUGCUAAUGAAAGACACUUUCAGAAAUCUACAUUUUUGGAGCAAGUUAGAGAAACUUCAAACAAAUACGGUCUAGUUGAGUUGCAAAAAGGACUUCUUUCUCAAAUCUUAUCUCCUGGACAUCUAACGGUCUAUAGUGAAGGCAGAGGAAGUAGUUUGAUAAGGGAAAAAUUUCGUCACAAGAAGAUUCUCCUGGUUCUUGACGAUGUUGACGAUUGGCGUCAACUAGAUAUGUUAGCUGGAGGAGGCGAUUGGUUUGGCAAAGGAAGUAGAAUCUUUGUAACAUCAAGGGAUAAACAUUUGCUGACUUCUCAUGGCAUAAAUCAUGUGUAUGAAGUUAAACCUUUAGACCAGGGUGAGGCACUGGACCUUUUUAAUCAGCACGCCUUUCCACAUUGCAAAAAACCUGAAAUAAAAAAGGAUCUCAUAGAUAGAGUACUACAUUAUGCUAGUGGCUUUCCAUUAGCCCUUGUAGUGUUGGGCUCAUUCUUAUGUGGAAAAGAGGAACCUGCAUGGGAAAGUGCACUGCAUAACCUCUCCAAAAGUCCUGACCAAACUAUCAAUAAAGUUUUGAAGACAAGCUUUGAAGGAUUGGCAAACAAUGCGAGGGAGGUUUUCCUCGACAUUGCUUGUCUCUUUAAGGGAAAUAGAAUAGAAUACAUCAAGAAAGUUAUUGACAAUAGCCGUGAUUUUGACUCAACUAUAGAAAUAGAAAUUCUCAUCGAGAGGUCUUUGAUAAGAAAUGUGUAUGGGACCCUACAAAUGCAUGAUUUGAAAGAAGUGCAUAGCUCAUCGCAAGAUCCAGUUUAUCUCCCCAACAAUCUGAGAUGGCUUGAAUGGUCCAAUGCCCCAUUUCUAGAAUUUCGCUCUGGUCGAAAGAAGCUUGUUGGACUUGAUAUCCAAAAAAGUCACAUCAGACAAGUAGACGGCAAAUUUAAGAAUUUUGAAUGUUUGAAGUACAUCAAUUUCAGUCAAUGCAAGUCCCUGGUUAGUGUUCCUGACCUUUCAUCAAUUCCAAAUCUGGAGAGCUUGAAUCUUGAUGGGUGCAAAAGCUUGGUGGAAGUUCACCAAUCCGUCGCAUGUCACGACAAGUUAAAAUUUUUGUCACUACAAUUUUGCUUUAAUCUCGGUAACUUUCCUCACACACUCAAGGCAAAAUCUCUUCAAGCCCUCGAUCUCUUUGGUUGCUUUAAACUCGAGAAGUUCUCUGAUAUACCAGAAAAGAUGGAACAUCUAGAAGAGCUUGAUCUAGGUUGGACGGCUAUUAAAGAACUGCCUGCAUCAGUUGAAAAUCUUGUCUCCGUGAAGAUAAUAAAUUUAAGAAAAUGCAAAAGACUCCCAACACUCCCAUCAAGUGUCUAUAAGUUGCAAAAUCUCAAGUAUCUGAAUCUUGGAGGCUGCUCCAAUUUUGUCAUGUUUCAGAGAACUCGGAGGAUUCAACCAAUCCUAAUGGCAAUCUGGGAUUUCGAAAUUUAUUCCGGCUAGAUCUUGAUGGCUGCAAUCUCUCAGAAGUAGAGUUCCUUGAGAGUUAUUCCUGUUUUUCCCACUUGGGGCACCUAGAUCUUUCCAAAAACAAAUUUACUCAUCU